CCUGUUCUUUUGUCAGUGAUAUAGAGAUACACUGCCGUUUAAAUGGAUGUAGAAAUAUAUAGAACAUUUUUUCGAAACAAGAGUCAAUUUCCAGAAGUGACUAGUGAGGGAAAUAUCGAUACAGUUGACUUUCUAGAAGCUUCCAGGGGAAUAGUGUCGUUUAUUGAAUUACUUGGAAAGGCUUUCCUUCCAGUGAAGUAUGAUGUCAAUGGAAACAUUGAGCUUCCAGGGACUGCUUGGCCUCUGAACCCCAUAUAUUUUUUUCACAUCGUGGGUGAAGCUCCAACUCGUGGAGAUCACCUUAUGCCCACUUACAUUCUGUGUACACUCAUGGCCUUAAAGAAUUACUGUAAGAAAAUGUAUAUCAUAUCUUCUCAUUGUGUGAUGUUGAAAUUGUUGAGGGUGGAAGUUGCAGAACAUCUGAGUGCAAAUGAUCAUUGCCCAAUUAGGUUCAGUAUUUUGCUUCAUAUGGAGGUCAGGAAUAAUAUUUUGGUUACAAAUUUCAAAAAUCAAAUUUUGAUGGGAUGGGCCCUGGAGUAUAUUCAAGUUUUUCUGUCAUGCUUUGUUGAAGAUUACAUCCAAGGAAAUUACACAGAGGACUUGGUGCCAUUUUUUAGAAAAGCAUAUGAGGAAAAACUAAAACAGUAUCAUGGAUUUAUUAUUCAAAAUCUUUUUGGACUUUGUCUUCGAGCAGCUCCUGGAAGAAAACAGUUAAUUUCGUUGUUGUCUAAUGGGAAAGAAGAUAAAGAAAAAGAAGUUUUUCUGGAUUUAAAAAAUUUUCUAGUAGGAAUGACUGCAAAUUUAGACAUUAUAGUUGACUUGUACAGAAAAUAUAACUUUGAGGUUUAGCAGCAUGAAAGAAUAUGGAAUGGAAGAGUUUAAUAUGGGUGAGCCACAUUGAUUGGACGUAUCUCGAUUAAUUCACUAAGCCUGUUUUAACUUAUAAGACCUUUUUUUUUACAUUUUGAAAUGCACUGCCAGCUGUGUCUAUUUCACUAUUUGUGUGCUGCAGCAACAUUUUUAAGACACGUGACUUACCUGUAUAAAAUUCUUCUAGUAUGCAUGCAACCAGUUAUUUUGAAUUCACUCUCUUUAGAAGAAGCUUGUGUUUGUCAACAUACAGUCAUUAUCACAACUUGUGCACAUAGUAACAGUAAUGAUGAUUCUUGCGUUUCAAGUUUAAAAGAAUUAACAAUAACGUGUGAUAAACUGUUUCUUGGCCAUUGUAGAAAGAUGUGUUACUAUUUAGUAAUGAUUACCAAUAUCUUGUAUGAGGGAGGAGCAAUUUGAACAUCUGUCAAAUACAACUUUUGUGAAUACGUGUUCAUUAAACAUAAUUUCUCAUUCAGUUAACAGCUGUUCAUUCUGAUUGUAAUUUUGACAUCACAGUGCAUUCUCAUUAGACCACACUUCUGUAAAUCUAGAACGGAAAAAAAAAUGAACUUUUGAUACAUAUUUAAAGUAUUUUAAAACAAUUUCUGUUGUUAGUUUCCAAAUGAUAUUUAAAAAUAAUUCAAUGUUUUUAUUAACCAAACACUAUUUAGUAUGUAAAUCUUCAAGUCAAAUAUUGCUAAUAUUAGAUUUUUGUAAAAAAUUUUCUUAAUAUCAACAAGAAGAUAUAAAGGAAUAUUUCUAGUUGAGAUGCUGAGUAAGUAAGAAUUAUAUAGUCUUACCAGGGAAAUAUUUAAUUGUGGAAUAUUAUCUCAUUAUAUAUAUAUAUAUAUACACACAAAAGUUCCACAGUUAAGGAAAUAUUAGCCAAAAUAAGUUACCUACAAAAACAACAACACCAUAAAAAUUAGAAAUUUUCAGAUAUAACUAGAGAAUACACAAAUGUAACACCAGCAGGACAUAUUAACCAUUUUUUAACCUCUCAGUAGAGAAUUUUAUGCAGCAAAAUCUCCCCAAAUUACUUCUCAUUCUUCUUUUAUGUUUUAAUGCAUAACAAAUCUGGAGGUACUAAAGUUAACUUUUGGGAUAAAUUACAUAGGCUAGUGGUAAAUAUAAAGUUUCCUUAAGGCUUUUCUCCAGCCAUUUUUAAUUGAAUGAUAUGAGUAUCAAAUGGCAAACAAUAAGAGGUUUUAUAACUUUCUUUUUUUAAUUACAUGUGUAGGCCUAUAUAUAUAUACAGCAUAUUAGCUAACUCGAGCAUGCAACAUAUAGUAGAUGACAGAAUGCAGCUGGAAUUCUGAUUUGUUUAGAAACAUGAUUAAACUGAGUAUACAACAAUGUUGAAGUUAUGGGUUCUGUAUAUUUUUUGUUCAGUUUUAGGUUUUUUCUAGCUAAGUGUUAUGUAAUUUGAAAUUAUUUAAAGAUCCGUUUUAUGCAUUUUUGUUGAAUUGCUGAUAACUAUACUUUAAUGUCACCUGGUACAUGAAAGGUAAUCUUGAUUUUUUGCUCAUUUUUCCAGUAUAAUAUCUGAACUUAGUUUUUUGAAAUAUUAUCUUUGUAGCAUUAGAUGAAAAAUAGGUUAGAAUUAUAUCACUGUUUUUAACACAUCUGAUUCACUUUAUUAUUUUUGUACUAAAGUGUACAAAGUGUAUUAGAUUUAAAGCUGACAUUUGAUAUUUAAACCUAUAUCUAAAAUUACAACAAUGAAACAACUUAUAAGAACUUAUUUUGUAUGUUGGUAUAGUAGUCAGCUGUUGUAAGAGAUUAGAUAUUUUCUCUUCUGAUACUUGGAGAAAUAUUUUUUUAGUGAGUAUUGAUUUUAUUAAAGGUUGUACUAAAGCUAUAGGACAAAUGUUUUCUGAACAGCUGUUGCUUCAAUGAGCAUUAAUGCAUUACUUAUGUUAGAAAUUAAAAUUUCAUAUAAAGCAUAUCUCCUUUAUAAGCACCAAAGAAUACAUUUUUAAAAUAUUUGUAUUUUUCAAAUGUGGAUUCUUAAGAUUGUUUGAUCAGUAAUUGUUCAAAGUAUUUAGGCUUGGAGCCAGUACUUGUUUGUUAAUACGUGUAAAUACGUAAUGUGAUAUUCAUUUUCUCAUGUUAUGUUGUUUAAAAACACAGAAAAAUCUUUUCAGGUUAUCAGGUUUUUUUUCUGGUUGACUGUAAUGUUGAUAGUGUAACUGGAUAAUUUGACAGACUUUGGACUUAUUGGCCAUUGAAGUAACAACAAUAACAACACCAUAAAUGCCAUUUUUAGUUUAAAGUAAGCCCCGAGGAUUAUGUAGUUGAUUUAAUGUAUGAACUACACUGUGUGAAAUUGAUGGUUAGCACUCAUAUGAGGUACAUCUGUUGAUGGGCAACACGUACUAGAAUUCAUAUAGUCUUUUGUACAAUAUUUUCAUAAAACAAAAGAAAAUUGAAACUCAUCAUGCAUCAUAUCAUGUUAAGAUGAUUUUAGCAUCUCUUAUCUGCAUGUAAUUCAAAAGUUAAUUAAAACAGUAGAUUUUUCAAGAUUAGACUUUAUCUAUAAAAUACUUUGACGUGACUGAUUAUAUCCUUGUUAUAUAACAUUUUGUAAACUGUACUUUAAAAAGGUGCAAAUGUUACAAGUUAAUAGUGUAAACAUACUUUAUUAUAACUUAUACCUCUGUGUCAUUAUCAUCAGUUUUCUUCUUCAUUUGCUUAAAACAAGUUUUUCUUUAUGUAAUCCCGAUAACACUGAGAAGUGUACAAGUUGUAAUUUAAGUAAUAUCAGUUGCUAUGGUGAUAUUUCUUCAUUUGUUUAGGUUCUGAAAGUAGACUAGUCUAUACUAUAUUAAUGCUUAUGGUACUGUACAAUAUUUUGAUGAAAUAGAAAAUAUCAGUUAAGGCUAUAAUGCAUAUUAGAAAGUGAAUUUACAUGUAUAGGACUUUCUAUCUCCUGUGUUGAAACAUUUUUACUGGAAGGCACUUUACUGAAUCUUGUUCAUGACUCAACAAAAAACAAAAGUUAUGUGAGGGAGGAGAAGUUGAAUACAAGAGUUUGUUCAUUUUUUCUCAUUGAAUUGCUUUAUUGUUCAAGAACUUUUUUUUAUUGUUAUGCUUUACAUUUCAUUAGUAAUGUUUUUCAUAUUAACCUUUUAAAACUACUCUUUACAAGUCUGCUGUACAUAUGUGUGUGGUAUGAUGUACAGUGUAGGACUUGGCUUCACAAGUGUAAGGCCCCAAAAGCAAUUUUAAAAGUGAGUACAUGCUGUUUUAAAGAAUUAAACAUAACAUAUUUUGCUACACUUUUGCAAGAGAUAUAUUAAUGGAUACAUUUUAAAUAUUAUUUGUAACUUACCAGUGUAAGACCUUUAACAAUCCCAUACUCCAAUGCAGUUGUUUGUGCUUAAGGCUGGCUCUGCUAGGAAAUGACUUUAAAGAGGCAAUAGGGACAUAAUUUUAAGUUUUACGGAGUUGUGAAAUAAUCAUGUUAAGCUUUUAUAAAGGGGGAAUUAUUUUAUUUCUUAUUGGUAAUUAAGUAGCAUUGAUUGAAUUCAUUAAAUUGAACUGUCUUAUAUUUCCUUUUUUAGGUGUUUUGUUUGAACUUUUCUUUGAGAUGGUCCUACAUAAACAUUCUUAUGAGAAACUGUCUUAAGUACUUUUUUUUGAGAUUAUACAGUAAAUGUUUUACUUUAAUGAAUCAAUAAUGUUUACUUGUAAGUUAAAUGGAAGAAGCAUCACUCUUUGUAGUUUCAAAUGCAAAGGUUCAGAUUCCUAGGAAUUGUGUCAGUAUGUUUGGGAUAUUGUGUUUUUUGAGUAAACAUACACGUACUUAAUUCAUUUUAUUGAUUUAACAUUAUGGUUACUUUUAAAAUAAAAUGUUUCUUAGCCUCUGUUAGGUUUGUAUCCCAAUGUUCAGAUAAAGUAAUGUUUAUUUUUUAAUAUCAGUGUUUUCAUACCAAGAUCUUUGGUUCAUUCACAUGUUCAGAUGAAAUACUCUUACUUUGGUGUUGUGGGUGCCAUUUAAUAGGUUGAAGUACUUUCAUUUUGAAAUAAUUUAUUUCCUUUUAAAUCUGAAAACUAAGACAUAUCAUUAUUGGGUAUUUUAAAAGUUUUCAAAAGCUAGUUUAUCAGCAUAUUGCCAAAUUGUCUACUUUGUUUGGUGCAUGAAAGACUGAAGUGUCAUACAUUUGAUGAUUCCUUUAGUUUUAAUUAUUCUAAUUUUGUUACUUUUUCACUUCAUCUUUACCAUUACAUGUACAUGAUGAACCAACCUAAAAUGAAUACUCUUUUUGACAUAAAGUGAAAAAAAUUGUUUGCAAACAAGCAGUUUUUAUUUAUGUAGAAGUUACUGCAACACUAACUUGACUGUUAUCUCUAGAUGUGUGGCCCAUUAAUAACAAAUAUGUCAUGUUUACAUCUGUGUUUUAAUUAUAAAAGUUUUAAGAUUUUGUAACAUUCAGAAUAUUCAAAGCAUAAUGUUGGGUAGUUGUAUGUUAUGUCUGUAUAGAAUUGUGCAAGAUGGAAUUUUUAAAAAAAUCAAACUCAUUAAGAUGCAUGACUGAAUUAGAUAUCAGAUAUUAUAAGAGUUUGUUUGUUUUGGAAAUUUGAGCAAGCUACACGGUACCCCAAGGUCUUUCUGGUAAUUAUACACCUAAUAUUUAUAUAGUUGUCUGUUUACCAUCCAGAUCAUAUAAUGGAGUAAAUUAAACUAAUAAUAUAAUAAACCUAGAUAUAUACAGGUGAUAUAAUGGGGAAAAGUAUUGUAAUUAUUGUUUUAUUUUAUAUUAAACAAGUGGUGUCUAAAUGUCCUACUUCAUCAUUUUUUUAGGUGUCUAAUUGUCUGGUGUCUAGUUGUCCUGGAUUCAAUAGUCUAGAGGGAGGGCAGUUUGUCAGUGACACCUACCACCAAGUCUUGGGCUAUUUCUUUUGAAUAAUAGGGUCUAACCAUCACCAAACUUCGUAGCAUGAAUUUGAGACAAUGGGACACAAACUACAGAUCCCUGGAUUCACAGUUUGGCAUAAUAACCAGUAGACCAUGCUUGACACAUAUUAUAAAGGAUACUGUGUGUUUAAAUGGAUUUCUGGAUACAAGUCUAUAUACCAAAUAGAUUCUGGUUUUAAAUAGCACAAGGAAAAUAUUGUGUUUAUUCUGUGAAUAGCUUUCAAAGGUGUUAUUCACCUCUCUCUGAACAAAGAGAUAUUACUGCCAUGCAAAUUCUUACACAUGCCACAAGUCUGGAAAUAAACCUCCACCCCUAUAUGUGUUAAAUGUAUUGCACUAGCCUAUGAUACUAUCCUCAUUAGACUAUAGUUCUUUACUAGUAGAAGGGUGACACAUCAUCCAUGUGCAGUAUUCCACAUUUCUUCUACUUUGGCAUCUUUAGUUGAUUCAGCUCCUCAUCUCUGCUCUUCUCACUUUGGUUUAUUGCCUUUGGAACCAGGAUGCCCUACCAGAUUUCUCAUCAUAUAUGGCCUUCUGGGGUUGCCCUUCUUCCUGUUCCUUGUUAUCAUCCAAGAUCCACCCUUCUUUGAGGGCUAACCAUUGUGGGUCUUGUGGUGAUUUUUUCUAGUGUCACCUCUUGGCUCUGGUCUUUUGGAAGUUCUGCUCUAUCACUUUGUAUGCUUGUAGUCUUCCUUUUCUACAACAUUCAGAGUUCUUCAGGGGUUUCUGUGUUUUUUUCUUGUUUUUCUACACUGUGAACAAAGAGCUAUUACCUUGUGUGCACUGCCAUUUAAAUUCUUGCACAUGUCAUAAGUCUUGCAAAAAUAUCCCACCCCUACACGUGUUAACAUGUAUUGCACCAGCCUAUGAUGUUUGGUUGGCAUGGGAUAACUCCUUUUCCACUCAUUGUGUCGAGCCUAGUUGAACUACUAUCUUAUUUUUGGGAGAGCUGGGGGUUUGACAUAUCUACACCCAUUAGAUAAUUUCUUAUCACUUUCCAUUUAUGUGCACGGUGAAACAAACUAUGAUGUCUUUGUGUAAUGUAAAAGUACGUCAGUUAAUUGUUACUGUAAAACUGUAUAAUUUGUAAUAACAUAUCGUAUGUGCCAUAUAGCUAGGGGCAUCCGAGUACUGAACUUGUGGGUGGUUUAUGUUGAAUAUGUUCACAUGACGGAAUCAAACUCUCUAAUUUACUUGCAGUAUAUAAGAAAACUUAUUUAUAACUGAAGAAAGUUGUAUGUAGUGUUAUAUGAAAAUGUGUAUGAUUUUGUAGGUAAAUAAAAAGGUUGCAUGAUAUUUUUUUUGUGUCAUGUGAGAGAUUAUUAUGUGAUAGGAUGUGCAAGGGGUUUUACUCCUGUUUUUUUGUUGUUCCUGUGAUGGUGGGUAGUGGUGGCCAGUCAUCAGUCUGUCCCACUUGACCCAGCUUUGGUCUUCUCAUGGAUCGUUUAUUCGCUCUGAAUUAGGCACUCUCCCCAGUGGUGGAUGACUUGAUUCAAGGUCUCAGACUUUUUCUCUAUAUCCCAAUUUAUCUGUCUGCCUUUUGCUUCUUUUGUUUCAUCCACCAUAGUUGAAUAUUCAGUUCUCAGCCAUUUCCUUUGAGUUGGCUUUGGCCACAUCAUUUUUCUUUGGGUCCUGUGGGUUUUUGCUCAGCAGUUAGAAACUUGAGGCCUAUUUAUACUACUGCUCUAUGGAUGUUUGGCUUCUACUUGCCCCUUCCAAUGUUGCUUUAUCUGUUGUGACCUUCCUUCUCUAUUGGAAAUUGUCUCCUUUGAGGUGGCUGGUUUGGUUAUUUAAUUCAGUCUCAAUCCUUAACCUGUAUCUCAUUCAUUUCUCACUUUGUAUGCAUGGCAGGCUCAGCAUACUUCUUUACAAACUUGUGACUUAUAGCUAUGGAUCUGUAAACUCUCAUGUCUCCAUUUUCUGCAUAGAGGACUUAUCUUUUGGGCCAUCUUUUUUUUUUCUUGAGUCCAUUGCUCUUCUUGAUAGUGCCCAUAGUGUCCCCUUCAGUGCUUUUGGCCUGUCAGUGUGGGUAUAUACAGUGAUCUAUUGUAGUCUUUCCCUUCCCCUCUUGCCAUUGUAAUGGCUCACUUGAUCCCACGUGACCCUAGAUGUCCCUCUUCUGACAGACUUGCUUUUGUUUGUAACCCAUCACAUCUCACCAGUCUGCAUGUGGGUGUCUUCCACUUACAUGUAUGGAGUUCCAUAUCCAUAGUGGACACACCAAAGGUGACACAUAAUAUUUUGUUGCACUCAAUGUCAAUCCAUCUUACAAAUACACUUUUGUACCACUGUCACUGUUCAGUAGUACUGUUCUGGAUACAUGAUCCAUUUCCAGCAUUUGAUCUCCAGAGUAAGAGUUUUUCUUCAAAUCCUCAUGAUGGUGGUUGUUCCAUAUGCUUGCCACAAUCUUCUGUCUCAUCUUUUUGGUCUUCUUAUCAUUAUCCAUUUAGACACCUUCUCUGUUGUUUUUUCCAUCCUCCAUUCUGUUAAUAGAGGACUAUUGUAUAAUGAUGAUUACAUCAUGGGGUUGUGCAAUACAUUUGAUAUGUGUAGGGGUGGGAGUUUUGUUCAAGGUUUAUGGCAUGCACAGGAAUUUACAUGAAAGUGCAUACAAGAUAAUACCUCUUUGUUGUGAAGAGUGGUGAGUAUCUAUCUGAAAUACAUUUUCAGGCAAGGAAAAUGUUAACUUUCAUGUAGCUGUGAGAAUUUAAAGAAGGGUUUAUCACUAUUAUAAAAGAUAUUUUCAUAACUGUGUAUAGUAAAACACUUCACACAGCUCUGUGCUGUGCCCGUUAAAAGAUUCACAUUUUUGACACUAAUUAAUAUUGAUUUGAUUUUCAAGUGAAAAAACUUCCUAUUACAUCUUUAAAUUAAAUAAAGUUUACUUGAAAGGUAUUUUGAAACAUCAAAAUUAUAAUCCAAAUUUAUUUUAUUAAAAGUUAAAGGCAGUUAAAUGCAAUAAUAAAAAUUUUAAAUGAAAUAACAAACAGUAAUAAUUUAAAUUAUUCACUAAGUGGCAUUUAUUCCAAAAAAUUGAAUUCACAAGUUUAAAGAUAAGUUGAUAUUUACACGUGACAAGUUCAUUUUAGUUGAUCUUAUUCAGUUCAGUCUGUAAGUAGCAUUUAUAAAUAAUGUAAAUUUUAUACAGAAGGCUUUUGUGAAUUGUUAGAUGGGUUUGCAGCUGUGAACAAAAAUAGUUCACUUCAUACUCAUACAUUUUCAAGUUGUUUAAAUAACCUUGGGUUCCAGAGCCAGUGGUCUGGUAAUUAGGUCAUUCAACUUGCAAUCUGUGGAUUACAGGAUCGAAACCUGUUACUGAACAUGCACACUCUUUCAGCUAUAGGGGCUUGAUAAUAUGAAAGUUAAUCCCAUUAUCUGUUGGUAAAAAGUAGCUCCAAGAGUUGGGGGUGGGUGAUGUUGACUAACAGUCUUACUUCUAGUCCUGUCACUUCUAAAUUAGGGACAGCUAUCAUAGAUGGCCCUUAGUCUUUGCAUGAAAUGAAACAAAAACAAAAUUCAGAAUUGACUGACAUUUCUGUGAUAACUUCACAGGCCCGAGAAUGACUGAGUCUAACAUAUACUAUAGGAAGUGCUGAUAAUCUAAGCUAUUUGUACUUUAAUGAUGUAGGCCUAGGUUAAGGUGAUGUUUAAAAAUGAAAAGAAAUAACACACCUAGUCAUAACAAGCAUGCUUAUUAUAAUGUGAGGUGUACUGUAUGUUCAAAUUCAGAAAUAAACCCAACAUAAAACAAGA
This is a messenger RNA of Limulus polyphemus (Atlantic horseshoe crab), 9547 nucleotides long. RefSeq lists its product as uncharacterized. Gene Ontology annotation, molecular function: ceramide 1-phosphate transfer activity; ceramide 1-phosphate binding. Gene Ontology annotation, cellular component: cytoplasm; membrane; cytosol. The record is from RefSeq and is a predicted model, not a curated record. Gene Ontology annotation, biological process: intermembrane lipid transfer; ceramide transport. Bases 43 to 849 code for a protein of 268 amino acids. NCBI's taxonomy places the organism in Eukaryota, Metazoa, Arthropoda, Merostomata, Xiphosura, Limulidae. The transcript is spliced from 6 exons.